This is a messenger RNA of Trichomonas vaginalis G3, 828 nucleotides long. RefSeq lists its product as uncharacterized. The record is from RefSeq and is a predicted model, not a curated record. The annotation marks the transcript as partial. NCBI's taxonomy places the organism in Eukaryota, Parabasalia, Trichomonadida, Trichomonadidae. The transcript has a single exon.
AUGGAUAGAAAGUCUGCUAGAAUAAAAGCAGAGUUACAAAGAUAUGGUUGGAGAGUUUCGAAGAAUUUUAAAUAUAGGAAGGGAAGACCCAUAAAAGUCUAUGACAAAUUGUCUGGUCUUCGCUACGAAAUGGAUUUGGAAACAGCACGUGCCAAUUAUCCAAACAGACUAGAGAGGUUAGAAGAAGAACGUCUUAUGGACAUGCCUUUCGAUGUUAGUGAACCUCAAGUUGAAGGACACGACGGCUUUGCCAGAUUCUACUGGAAACAUGACGAACAAUUGCAUCCUUUGAGAAGGAAAAAAGGAAAAGGUGAAGACGCACAUGCUCCCAUGGAAAGAACAAGAUAUGCAUAUGAAAAGUAUCGUGAAGUUAGAAGUCAAAUUACAUCUGGUCGAACCUUUACAGUAAACUUUGACGAAGGAAAGAACAAAGAAGGCUUCAUGGGAGUACUUGCUGCAAUUCAAGACGGAAAUAAGAAAGGACACAAUCUCAGAUUGACCAUAACAGAUUUGGAUGGUCACAUUUACUAUGCACAUGGCAAUGAACAAACAGCCGCAAAACUUCUUGACGCUUUCAAGACUACAAAGAGAGAACAAAUGGUUGACUCCGACUCAGACAUUUUGAAUGCAAUUGAAGGAAUUGCAAGUGUCAAGUUCGAAUGGUACCAACCUAACCCUCAAGCAGUCAGACAACAUGCUGGAUACUUCCCCUUCAUAAAUAAGUCUGACAUUGACUUGACAAGGUAUGGAAUUUACAAUUCAAUUGAAACAAUUGUCAAUGAACCUUGCAUUCUUACAUGUCUCAGGAACUCUGGUCUUGUUACAGAU